UUUUAUUUCCAGGAAGUUUCUCUUUUCAUCAUCAUGAGUCCUGGAAGGGCGCUGUGUUCUGUCCCUUUCACUCCUGACUGGCAAUGACUCUAAAAAACCCCCCACCCAUGAGGAGGCCUUGGAAAUGUCGUCCUAGAAGUAGAGGUGCGGUCACUGCUCUCAGGAGAAGCUGAAAACACAGUCAUCAGCCCUAGGAGAGGGGUUUUCUGCACUUCCUUGGCCAUUGCUGGCCUCUGGGGUGUUUCAAGUUUUUCUGGAAAACAGGAUCAUUCUGUGGAGUGAGUCUCAGGACCUUGACACAGGAGGAACAAAACUUUUCUUGCUUUUUUGGUGCACCCUGGGCUGAAAUAAGAAAACCACUAGGGGUGAGUCUGCAAAGCAGCAACCACCCAGGUGAGCAGAGUGGUGGGAAGGAUUUAAAAAAAACAGGUGGAGAAGAGCACUUUCUCUCUCUCAGAUAAGAUCUCAUUCAGUGGGGAGAACCAUGCAUGCUCAGGAUGGGAUGCCUGCCUCAGAAUCCCCUGGGAUAUGGAUUUCCACCCCACCCAUCUUCUGCUACAGCAAUGGAAUUGGUUUCUAUAAAGGUGGGACUGAGGUGCUGGGCAGGUUGACUAUCACCUCCCAAGUGAUGAAGCAGCUGGCUGGGGAUGUGGAUGGGAAGGAGCUCAGAGGCUGCCCCAAGCUCCUCCCAGCACAAAACUGAAAACCAGACCCUUCUGACCCUAAGAAGCUGUCGAGGGCUUCCCGGCUCCUCCUGUGAGAAAAGAGACUCAAUGAAGCAGGGCUCAGAUUAGUGAAUCCCCAAAGGCAUUCCCAGCUGCCCUGAAGCUGCGGUUCUCAGCGUGUGAGCCACAAACCAGCAUCACUGGCAUCACCUGGGAUCUUGUUAGAAAUGCAAGUUCUGAUCAGGAGCCGUGGCUCAGGCCUAUAAUCCCAACACUUUGGGAAACUGAGAUGGGAGGAUCGCUUGAGGCCAGGAAUUCGAGACCAGCCUGGACAACAUGACAGGGUCUUGCUCUGUCACCAGGCUGGAAUGCAGUGGCACGAUCUCUGCUCACUGCAAGCUCUGCCUCCUGGGUUCAAGUGAUUCUCCUGCCUCAGCCUCCCAAGCAGCUGGGACUACAGAAGGAAUCAUUUCACCUGUCACACAUCCUUGCAGAAAGGACCUUUUGCCAGGCCUGGAUGUAAACAAACCUCAGAGAGGCCCAGUCCACGGGAUCAUGUCUGGGGCCCCGGAGGAGCGAGGGCAGCAAAGAAGAAUGGACAAUGGGCUCCAUGCAGACCUCUGCAACACACUGGAGCCUGAGCCCACUGCUGCAGGACCCAUCAACUACAAGGAGGAGGGAGAAGGUGUAUGCACCCCCCCACAACUCUCCCAUGAUCUCCAUGGAGACCCAAAGAUAGACACUGCAGCACCCAGCAAAGACAUGGUACUUGGUGUUGGAGUGUGGAUAUGAGUCAUGGAACUCUGGGGCUAUGUUGCUGCCAGGUAAGAAUCUGUUCUAGGAAGGACAAAAUCAAUGGACAUAGAAAGGCAGACUGGAGGAGAAGGGAAAGGGAGCUGAGCCCUGCUGAUAGAGUAAACCUCUGGAUUAAACUAUGCCUGAAGCCCA
Molecule: messenger RNA, 1613 nt
Organism: Symphalangus syndactylus (siamang)
Lineage: Eukaryota; Metazoa; Chordata; Mammalia; Primates; Hylobatidae
Product: serine/threonine-protein kinase Nek4-like
Source: RefSeq, a predicted model, not a curated record